GAGGAAUGGAGACUCGUCAUUUAGUGCAAACACGCGUGUCGAGGGUUCCUAACUCAUCUACUGUCGUCACAAGUGGUAGGAUUCCUAUGUCCUAUCAUGGCUCCCCCCUAAACAGGCCUGAGUCCAUUCAGUAAUUUAGAGGAUAAUUUUCGCUGGGAGCUUCGGUGUAUUUGUGAAAUAGAGAGUUAUAAGGAUCAUUCUCUGUUCAAAACAGACGUAGCCAAUCAGAUCCUUUAAAAAUGGAACAGUCCACAAGUCGCUCUAGAGUGGAGAAACUCGUAGGAGCUAUAAACGAGAAGUAUAACUUAACAUCCCCAGAUGUAUUCUACGGAGAUCCUCGGGUCAGUGAUUGGCCGUUAAUGAACAACUUGACCGGUGUCCUGUCCAUUGUUUUUCUCUACCUCCUGAUGGUCAAACAAGGUCCAGCAUUUAUGGCAAAACGAAGCCCCAUGAAUGUCACCCAUCUGCUAGUGGUCUACAACUUAGCAUUGGUCAUUUUAUCAUUGUACAUGUGUAUAGAGAUGGUUAUUCUCGCAGUCCAAAGUAAUCAAUCCAUACUUUGUCAUCCAGUCAACACUGAAAACACAGAGAUUGGAUUGAGGGAAGCUAAAGUUGCUUGGUGGUAUUUCUUUUCAAAGAUUGUGGAACUUCUAGACACAGCAUUUUUUAUUGCCCGUAAGAAGAACAACCAGUUGUCAUUUCUGCACAUAUAUCAUCACAGUUCUAUGGUGGUUGUGUGCUGGUAUGUCGCCAAGUAUCUUCCAGGCGGUGAAAAGCUAUACAGUGGUAGCUUCAACUGCUUAGUUCACGUGUUUAUGUACACAUAUUAUGGAUUAUCGGCCAUGGGGCCACACCUGCACAAGUACAUCUGGUGGAAGCGUUACCUUACGCAAUUUCAAAUAAUUCAGUUUAUAUGCAUUUGCAUACGUAGUAUUGGAACAUUUUUCACUGGUCCAUGCGGAUAUCCUAAAUGGGUCAACGUAUUCACCCUACUCUACGUCUCCAGUCAUCUGUUACUGUUUCUCAAUUUUUAUCUCAAGUCUUACAAGUCAAAAAGCAUUCAGUCAAGUCACUCAGCCUCCAAGUCAACAGCUAAAAAAUCGGAAUAAAAUUGUAUUGAAAGAAC
This is a messenger RNA of Biomphalaria glabrata, 1126 nucleotides long. Its product is annotated as elongation of very long chain fatty acids protein 5-like. Lineage: Eukaryota; Metazoa; Mollusca; Gastropoda; Planorbidae. Gene Ontology annotation, cellular component: endoplasmic reticulum membrane. Gene Ontology annotation, molecular function: fatty acid elongase activity. Gene Ontology annotation, biological process: fatty acid elongation, saturated fatty acid; fatty acid elongation, monounsaturated fatty acid; sphingolipid biosynthetic process. Bases 240 to 1109 code for a protein of 289 amino acids. The record is from RefSeq and is a predicted model, not a curated record. The transcript has 8 exons.